UCCAAAUGUCCCCUUCCUGCUAAUAACCAGAAUUAUGGCAGUGGUGUUAUUUCGAUUACAAUGUAUGCAGCUCAUUAGCCGCUUUGUAAAGGUUAUUAUAUGGAAAAUAUAAAGCAAUCUGAACGGGAUAAAUAUAGACCAGUGGGGGUGUAACCACAGAGGCGCUAAAAGAUUCGCUUUGGAUCUCAUUCGAGUCCUGGAUGUUCAGCGUCACUGAAGGCAAGAUGUCCCCAGCCGCUCUCGCGUUGCCGUUGCUCGCCACGGUCCUCUACGCUUGGCAGGCCAGUGCCGAUGAGGACUGCCUGUCGUACGUGGAUAAAAAUGGCACCUGGCACAACGGCUUCGACUGCCCCCUCAUCUCCUUCUGCUGCGGGAACUGCCAGCACCGGUACUGCUGCCUGGACGACUUCAAGAUGAUCCGCGAGCGCGACCAGAAGCGCUGCAUGCUGUUCCAGAUCAGCCCGACCACCAUGGCGGGAAUCGCGUCCUCCGUGCUGCUGUUCGUGGUCAUCGUCAGCACACUGGUGUGCUGCUCCAUGUGCUCCUGCUGCUACAUGUACCGGCGCCGGAGAGAGCUGCGCCAGUCCACGCCCUGCGAAGGCCAGCAGAUCCCGAUGGCCAGUUACGCCGGACACCCCGUGUACGAUGCGCACGGCAAGCCGAUCGGCCAGCCCGAGUACCAGUACCCCGCCUACGCCGCUACCCCUGCACCCCCGGGCCAGCUGGCGUACCAGCCGGGAAUACCCCAGCCCUACCCCGCCAUGGUCCCCGGACCCUACCCACCGUACCCUCCAGUCAACCCCGAAUACGGCCCAUCGCCGCCCCCUCCGUACUCUCCACCACAGUAUCCGGGCAACUGAUGGGACAGCAGCCAAUGGGGAGAGAGGAGGAGGUGGGGAUUCCCCCCCGCCCCCCCCACCAUCUCUGCCUCUCCUGGCUCCCUUCCCCCAUGUCCAUAACCAACAUUUCUGACUCGUCUGUUUCACCUUUCCCCCUUCCCCCUCGGGGACGGAGCAUGAUCUGAGCUGGGCUGCUCUCGCGCUUAAACUCUGGCUUUCUAACAACACGAGCGGUGGAGACGCCUAGACCCCCUCCGAAACAUCGUCGCAUCAUGUCGCCUUCACCCGCGUUUCGUUCUGAAAGACCCCCUGCACGUCGGCUUCGUCUGGAGAGAGUGUCCGGUCUGGUCCUGUGGGCGGAAUGUCCAAACAUCUGCUGGUGGACCUUCCUGUCGAGGGCCUCUCAAGACUCACGCUUUUAAUAGGAGCUCAAUUUCACAGGAACGAUUCUUAUUUCCACAGCGAUGACGGCUACAGGUUCUCUCUCUCUCUUUCUCUCUCUCUUUCUCUCUCCCUCUCUCUUUCUCUCUCUCUUUCUUUCUCUCUCUCUCUCUCUCUCUCUCUCUCUUGCUUGCUCUCUCUAUCUGUCUCUCUCCCUCUCUGUCUCCCUCUCUUCACAUUGGGACGCACUGGUAUAUUUUCAAAGACGCUGCUACUGAGUGUCUUUUUCCGUUUGUGUUUGCUCCAUUCGCCUGGUGGCAGGACGGGGUGAUUCUGGCUCUCUGCGUCCUGGUGAAAAUCAGUGCCAUAUUUAUGCACAGGCCGGCUUCCGCCUCUUGCCGUAAGGACGCCACAUUUACGUUCUUUUGAAAAUCCAGAUUCUGGUCCUGGUGAUUUAUCAGAAUCGCCAGCUUUGCUAGAAUCAAAGAAACGAAUGUCACUCAUUUUUUUACAUUGUAGGGCAAGAUAAAAGAUUGCAGUAUAUAUUUCACCGAGGCUGUGACAAACUAGUCACAGUGUAAACUAGUUUAUUGUGCUAUCCUCAUUCAACUUAAAUGGUCAGUUUAUAUUGUGCAAUUAGCUGCAUUUUCAAAAAUUAUGCAUGUUAUUUAUAAUUAAGAGUUCAGUUUUAACUGUAUUCUUGUUGAGAACUUGUCCAGGAAGUUGACUGUUGACUUAAUUAAAGCUAUUGCUCAUUAGCUGCGGUAUUGACAGCGCGAGGGGGUGCCGUGGUAUUCACUCUUGUCCUUGGAGGGCUGCAGGGUGCCUGGUUUUUUCCACUUCUAACUGGCAACAAAUUCAAACUGAAGGAAACGGACUGCUUCUUGGAUGAGACACGAACACGGCAAACGCUUUUACAAAAUUGAGCCACUAGGAGGACGACUGUGCACAGUGGGACCCAAUUCCUAAAUAUGCCAAAUAUCCCUGCUUUUUGGUUACAACCCUGGCAUGCCCAUCAAAUGGGCGAAAAUCUGAAAUAUUGUUGCAAAACACUGUGACCUCACUGGAAACGUAGGGUCCAAGGCAAACAAAUGGCAAAACGGUUCUCAGCCUGAACACGACCGUAGCUGAAGUGAUGUAACGGUUUAAUUAAAUGUCAAGUAAUGUAAAAAAAAAAAAACCAGGAGACCCUAUGGCUUGUCAAUGGCAAGAUUGAAUUGCGCUGUGCUGUGCGAGUGCUUUAAGCAUGGAGAAAGCACUUUACCGAUAAAUUCAUGAUUAUAUGCGCAGUUAGCAGAAUCAAGUCACUUUCCUCUAAUUACAAAAACUGGAGAUUUACCUCCUCAUCUAUAACUGCAUGCUAAUGCUAAAACCUGCGGGAUGGCAGAUGGUUUCUGAUGGAGCGGCCUACCUUCAUAUGUAUAAAAUCAUGUAAAAUCAUAGAUGCAUUUAGUAAUUAACAGUGCUUGUAGCAGUGUACGCUGAGCAGGGUAGUCGGAAGCUAUACUUGCGGAUUCACGGACUGCUGCGCCCCUUUCGAUAUCCUCUCUGCUGCUGUGUCGUUUCUGACACACUUUCAGUUUCUCUGUAAUCAAAGCACAUAUAGGCACAGUUCUUAAUGCCUUGAACUUACAGUUGGUAAACGUAUUUUGUUUUUGAGAACGCAAGUCAAGUAGCAUUUAUUUUUUGCGAGCUGUACAGAAAGGCUAUUCAUUUGUUGGGUCUUAUUAGGCUUUGCUAUGUUUGCAGAAAGCUGACAGUGGAAAAAUAAUGUACUUUUGAGGCUAUUGAUUUAUUAAACUAUAUCUAAAAUGAAUAGCCUAUUUUUUUAAAUAUAAAGCUAGAGUAAUGCAAGUAACCAUUCCAAUAAAUUAUUCAAUUUAAAAUUGGUGUUUGGUGUUCAUUUUCUAAGUUCUGGCCGACCCCCAUUCCUGAAGGGUUCCUAUCACUGCGACUCUAUUGGCUGUAAAUAUACGCUGUCCCACCACCAGUCAAGUGGAGCCAUUGGUCCCGCCCCCAUGAAAAGCCGACAACAUAUCACAAGGAACGGUACAAAAAUUAGCAAGCCAUUCAGGGCGAACUUCCUGUUCCAACAGUUUUAGUGCUCAAAUGUUUCUUCAGCGGUGAUCUCAAAAUCAUGUUCUGGAGAUCCGCCACACCUUCCGGUGUGUGGUUCCCUUUCAGUCAGCAACCAAUUUAGGCCUUUAAAAUAUGUUUGUGACCGUUUAGCACAGGGAUGCUCAAUCCAGAAGGGGCUGAUGUGGGUGCAGGCUUUUGUUCCAACCAAGUAGUUACACACCCAAUUCUACUAAUCAAGGUCCUUAGUAGAAUAGUACAAUCAGGUGUGUAACUGCUUGGUUGGAACAAAAGCCUGCACCCUUUGAUUGAGUAUCCCUGGUUUAGCAAAUUAUUUUCUUAAAUUAAGCAUUUAUGUCCUGAAGUACACCGAAGCCUUUGUGGCCAGAAUCUAUGUGGAAGUGUUUGCCAGCUGUUUUGCCCAUCGAAAGACUGUCACAUGGGCAGACCAUUUCAUUGCUGGCUAAUUGUAUGAAAAUGAACACGUUCACAUCAAAUAUGUUACAUAAAAAGCUAUACUAUAUGAUGCAACCUUAUUACCCAUAUUAAAUGGGUCCAAUUGUUUUAGAAGUACCAGUGACUUUAAUACAUACACAGUAAAAUUUCGUAUAAACUGAACCAGGGGAGGAUUGUAUCCUGCUUAGUCUAAUCAACUGUACGUCGCUCUGGAUAAGAGCGUCUGCCAAAUGCCAUUCAUGAUAAAAUUUUACUGUGUAUUUAGAUGAGGAAAUAUUAUACGCCCUUAGUCAUCCGAGAAUUAUCCAUUAUUUUGGAAAUCUUUUUUUUGCACGACGGGCCAUGUAGCCUACAAAUAUGACAGUUUUAUUCAACCUGUGUUUCAGCACACUUUCAGUAGGCUUAUGUCUUAUCGCAUGCUUCAACGGUUUGUUUCUUCGUUGAACUGUUAAUACAUUUUGGUAAUAUCUCACUUUCCCUCGUCUUUUAUUACGCAUGAUAUAGGCUACUGAAUAGUAGGUGAGUUAUUUGUAUGUAAUGAUAAUUCUGUGGGGUACAUGUUUUGCACCGAGACAAGCGUAUCCUACUUCAGACGACACGCUACUAAUACAUAUCUGAGGUGUUAAUAGUGUCGUAGGACAGUCGAAUAUAAUAGAUUAAACCAAAAGCUUUUUCUGGCAUUUCUGAAGUAGCAUAGUUAUACCCGACAUGGCAAUCAUGAGAGGCAGUGAUAAAUGUCACCAUUAGAUAUAUAUAUAUUCAAGGAAAUGACCAUCAAACAGUUAGAUAAUCUGGGUUUGGUCUUCUUUUUAAAAUAAAUACAGCAUUUCCCCCCCAAAUAAUGAUAUACAACACAACCGUACGCUACAGGGUUAAAGACUGAUCACGAGCGUUGAAUGUAACUGUACUUGUUUCUUUGUUCGACUGUAUGGCACGAUGAUAUAGUAACAUUGUUGUUGUUGUUUUUUUCUUUCUUAUAGGCCUACAUUAAGGAUGACGUAUUUGAAUGUAAACCGCUGUGGUGCAGAAUGUAUAUCAAAUUGUUCGACGAAGUAAAAACACGUUUUAUAUACAAAUUGUCUAUUGUAGCCUAAUAAAUAAUACUCGACUACA
Messenger RNA from Conger conger (European conger), 4865 nucleotides. RefSeq names its product protein shisa-4-like. The record is from RefSeq and is a predicted model, not a curated record. The transcript is spliced from 6 exons. Bases 201 to 860 code for a protein of 219 amino acids. NCBI's taxonomy places the organism in Eukaryota, Metazoa, Chordata, Actinopteri, Anguilliformes, Congridae.